Messenger RNA from Daphnia pulex (common water flea), 1520 nucleotides. RefSeq names its product transmembrane protein 17B-like. The transcript is spliced from 3 exons. NCBI's taxonomy places the organism in Eukaryota, Metazoa, Arthropoda, Branchiopoda, Diplostraca, Daphniidae. The coding region runs from base 25 to 552 and encodes 175 amino acids. The record is from RefSeq and is a predicted model, not a curated record. Gene Ontology annotation, cellular component: ciliary transition zone. Gene Ontology annotation, biological process: non-motile cilium assembly.
GCCAUCGUCGAAAGCGAUGAAAUAAUGGGAAGACAAUCAGUUCAAAAUGUUGUGGAUUCUUUCAGCGAUAGAAUAUUUCCAGGUCUGUCGGAUAUACCUCAAGAUUUCUCAUUCGUAUCGGGUCAAAGUGACAUAGUUUAUGAUGUCCAAUCAAGUUUGGUACUGCAAAUGUCACUAUACUUCAACUUGGUCUACUACCCAGUGUGGCUGGCGAUCAUCCUGGCAUCAUUUGUGGCAAAGCACCAAUGUUUUGGCUGGUUCUCGUAUCUCCUUCUUGGAAUUGGAGUCUCUGCCUGCUGUGUGACGGAAGCCACCAGGAUCUACUUGGGCAUGUCUGGCAACCUGAGCGAGCAAGUGGCAGAGCUGUCCACCUUCUGGUUCACCACACUCCUGGUCCAGCUGCCACUUGUGACAAUCAUCCUGAUCGUGGCACUCAGCCUGAGCCAGAUCCUGGAGAUUGUCGCCUUGUCCAUCUCCAGUCUCCUGAUGGCAGUCCAGCUGUGUGUCUCGUUCGCCACACUUCGUAACGUGGCCCGCCUUCGCCAAUUUUAGAAACCUUGAGCCAGGCGAGAGAGAAACUAUACCUCUACGUCUCUCUCUCUCUCUCUCUUACUUUAAUUUCCACCUCGUGUCGACAGGUUUUUCUUUCGUUAUAAAAGCGCAUCAGGGUUCUGUGUGAGACGACGAAAAAGAAUCAGAUAGACAGAGAGAGAGAUGAAAAUGAAAAUGAAAAAGAGAGAGAGAGAACUCUUUUGGUAGUAUCUAUAUGCACGCGAACCGCUCGCUGGAAUUUUGUUGGGGUUUUUUCUUCUUUUUUCUGGCGAGUGACCAGCGACCUUGACAUGGCGGAAUGAAACACACACACACACAGACUCCGACUACUACGACUACUACCACACUAAACUAUACUCAACAAAUAAGCAGCAACCAAAUAAGUGAAAGGAGGUCCGAUGAGUCAGAGAAUCUCACAGGAUCGCCACAGAAGAAGAAGAAGAAGAAGAACAUCCAAAUGGUGUUUGGACAGAAAAACGAAGAUAGGGAGAGGGUGUGAAAAGAUAUCGUCUCAAGAGCUUGUUAUUUCCCCUUUUUGUUUUCUGUUUUGUGUCGCACACAAAUAAAACAAUUCGACAGGUCAUCGGCAUCACUACACUCGACGAGGUCACCACGAGUUUUGGGGGAAAUCUUUUUUUCGUCUUAUACAAGAAGAAGAAGAAGAAUCUGAAGGACUCGGAGACGUAUACCAGCAGCAGCAGCAGCUCGAUGCCUCUGACCUGUUGAUGUUAUACCUUGACCUGCUUUUCUCCCCUUCUGUCGUAUAUAACCAUUUUUUUUCUUCUUCUUCUUCUUCUUCUUUUGUCGCCCCUUUUAAUUCGUUUAAUCAACACGAUUAGCAAUUCCAAAACAUUUAGAUCUACAGGUGUAAUUGAUUGAUGGAUCAGGCCGGAGCACAGACACACUCACCUGAGACAUUUUGGUGGGGAAAUUCCCCAAUUUAAUACACACAAAAUUGCGAAAAUUGA